Messenger RNA from Myiozetetes cayanensis, 2605 nucleotides. It is a transcript of the gene TMEM69, whose product is annotated as transmembrane protein 69. The transcript has 3 exons. Lineage: Eukaryota; Metazoa; Chordata; Aves; Passeriformes; Tyrannidae. The record is from RefSeq and is a predicted model, not a curated record. Bases 195 to 950 code for a protein of 251 amino acids.
GAAGCCGCCUCAGGGAGCGCGGGCGGGGCGGCGGCGGCGCCCGGGGAGUCCCGCCCGGUGCCCGUGGGCGGGGCCCCCAAUCCCUCCGGGGUGUGAGACUGCUCCUCGCCGCCUUCCCUCUCUGCGGGCACUUUGGCCCUUCCCCGCGGCAGCAGGAUUGGGAACUGCCUUCCGUGGACGUCGGUAAAACAAAUAUGUUUCCUCUCAUACAACGGUGCUGCUUCUACACAUCUUUCAGACUCCAGAAGCUAACGGGUCCCAGGCUGCUGCUCUGUGCAAAGGAUAAGACAACUUGGUCUGCCCUCGGCCUCCGGCUCCGGAGGGAUGUGUGUCCUCUCCUGAGACCUCCAAGCCUCAGAGCAGUUUAUGCCACCCAGCUCCAGGCUCUUCACACCUCUCUCCCCGCCUCCAAGAAGAAAAAACCUCCAGAAUCCGAGGCAGAAUCCCAAGAAAGCAAGGAAUCCCUGAAGGAUGCUCCCAAGCCAGCCCUCUACCUGAGCCUGGGGGGGCUGUUUCCCUUCGUGAUGGCCCCGCUGGCCAUGGCCACGCAGGGCUCCUACUACCCCGAGGUGGCCUUUGCUCAGGUGAUGUACGGGGCCGUGACGGCCUCGUUCCUGGGGGGAAUGAGGUGGGGCUUUGCCCUCCCGGAAGGCAGCCCGGCCAAGCCGGACUGGCUGAACCUGGCUAACGGCAUCGUGCCCCCCGUGCUGGCCUGGCAGGCCUUGCUCUUCAAGGACGCCACCCUGGGAGCGGUGAUGCUGGUGAUGGCCCUGGGGAUAGCCCUGCAUUAUGACAUUGCCCUUCUCCCCCCGUACCCGAGGUGGUUUCGGAGGCUGAGGGUGUGGGGAACAGUGGUGAUGGUGUUGUCCCUGCUGGCCACUGCAGCAUUGAAGCUCAUUUUAGAGGAGCAGAGGCUUGAAGGGAGAAAUAACUGGCAGAACACAAACUAAUAAAUCGAUAGGGAGGAGAUAUUGUCUGUCAAUGAGGUAUUUGCUUGGAGUUCCCGGAGAAAUAAAGAACUGAUUUGUGCUUAGGAGUGGUGAUGGCAGGGAUCAAGAUGCUUACUCUCAAAGGAAACUUGAUUUUCCUACUGGUUUUCAAGCUAGUUUAGGAGGGAAGGAUUGCAAAUAGCAAUGACUUCCAAGGCAAGUGGGAGUCUGUCCUUAUCCAUAGAACAAGGAAUCGCUCUUGAAUGACAUAUUGGUGUCCUAGGAAUUUCAAAUGGAGAUUCAGAAUGAUGUGGGUAUGAAUUGCUGUAGGCUGAGUUAUUAAAGUAUCUGGUUUAACUAUAAUGUGUGAUCAUGUUCUUAGGUGAGGAGGACAACUGUGUGGUCAUAAACAGCAACAAGGUGAAAGCAGUUUUAGUUUGGUGUUUAAAGCAGCAGCAGAGAACUGUGCACAAGCACAUCCAUGUUCAGUUCCUGCAACAAGACUCCUAUUUCACCUGAGGAGGUGCUGCAAAUCACAGAAUCAUUUGGGUUGGAAGGGGACUUAAAGAUCAUCUUGUUCCAACCCCCCUGCUAUGGACGAGGACACCUUCCACUAGACCAGGCUGCUCAGAGCUCCACCCAGCCUGAACUCUUCCAGGGGUGCUGUGUGAGGAAGUGCUCAGUGCAGAGUCAGUAAGAAAGGCCAGGUGAGGUUUGUUUGCAGGGCAAGCCAAGGUCAGCACUCACCUCAAAUAUGUCAUUCAGUUGCUCUGCUGGAGUGGGGAAAGCUGAAGGGUGAGCUUUGUGUCUUUGAUGAGGCACCAGAGGAGACAGAAAGUCAACUUCCUGCUCAGGCUUACUAAAACAAAAAAGGGUAUGUGGGCCACCUGCUCCUAGGUUUUGUUUGGAAUUAGGGCUGCCCAGCAAAGGAAGCUGCGUGCAACACAGCCAGGAAGAUCUGCCUCACUCCUAAAUUAAAGCACUGCAAACUGAUGUUAUACAGUAAGACACGAGGACUCCAGUGCUGGCACUAAGGGACUAGUUAAAGGGAUUGAAAGUAGUUUGUGUCUUUUCCCUCCUGAGAAUCCAUAUAUUUGAGCUCCCAGAACGGGUACAGAUGGAUUGGUAAUCUGCAAACCCUCCCUGAUGGGCCUGUUACUGAAACCCCUGCAGAAGCAGAUGGCCUUUGUACUUCAGUCUUCCUAACACAUCAUUCAGCAGAAGUCACAGCCUAAGUCAGGUGGAUCCUCUUCUCUGGUCUCAGGUACCUCUGGAAAGCCAUGAAAUUGUAUGUGAGCAUAUUUACUGUAAGCUUUUAACUGGAAAUCUUUAAGUACAGUGUAAUAUCCAAGAAAGCUGAAAAGUGACAUCCACACAUGGUUUUAGGACCAUUUGGUCCUCAUAGUUGUUAAAUCACUGAUCUUCAUCAUUCUACACAGAAUAAAGCACAUAUUGUCACUUAGACUUUGUUAUCUGUUCACUCUGCAAAGAACAGAGGUUUAAGAAGCCUGUUUGUCCUGGAGAUAGAGGCAUCUUGUGUGGUAUCGCUGAAACUGCAGCUCUGUACACCAGCCUAGCACUUCUGCAACCUGUCAACUUUUGUAUGGUAACAGCAUCAUCCCCCUGAAGCAAAAAUAUACAUCAAUGCUCUCUGAAUAUAAAGGAAAUAAAAUUGA